Octopus bimaculoides (California two-spot octopus) is the source of this 5504-nucleotide messenger RNA. Its product is annotated as dual 3',5'-cyclic-AMP and -GMP phosphodiesterase 11. Gene Ontology annotation, molecular function: protein binding; 3',5'-cyclic-nucleotide phosphodiesterase activity. Lineage: Eukaryota; Metazoa; Mollusca; Cephalopoda; Octopoda; Octopodidae. The record is from RefSeq and is a predicted model, not a curated record. Gene Ontology annotation, biological process: signal transduction.
GCAUUUUUAAUGUGAUUUUUUUUUCCGGGUACCAGUUUAGGAGUUACCGCAUCUUCGGAAUGGAAAAGCCCAAUGUCAAUCUAUAUUCUCACUCUUGCAUAUUUACCAUAACCAAAUCCUGUCAUUUGCACUGUUGUCCUUUAUAUUACUGCUUUUAUUUAAGUUUGCGCUCUUCUGUAGCCACGAUCACUAUGUAAUUUGUUAAAAAAAUAUAUAUAUGUAUAUAUAUAAUAGUAAUAAUAUAGUGUAUGUAUGUGCAUACAUAUACAUGCGCGUGUGUGUGUAUAUAUGGAUAUGUAUGUCGUUCCGUUCCAGUGAAGCUAUGUGCUGCUAGGCAGAACCUCGUGAAUCCACGUUUACUUAUAUAUUACUUGUAUGACGUAUUUGUAUUGUUUUUAUUUGGGGAAAAAAGAAGAAAAAAGUUUUUACUUUUGUUUUUUUUUUUGCGUCUUAUUUUAUUUGGAUAAAAGCUGUACGUCUACUACUUUCACCAACUGAAUUACAACCAAGGAAAUAAAUUAUCUAGGGACAUUAUCACAUUUAAAGUUGAUCAUUCUUCACUUAUCUAUUUACGUGAACUGUCUUUUCACAAUAUAUUUAUAUAUGUAGAUAAAUUUACACACCUACACAUAACUUAGCUCUAAUUGCCCGCUCUCACUCUCUCCUCUAUUUCUUUCUAUUUGUGUUUAUAUCAUCUGUAUUUUAUAUACGAACAUAUAAAGUAUUCUAAAAUUAUGCCUGAUGGCUUCAACUACAAAUUCAAAAUUUCCUGUUUACCGAAUGGAAGGAAAUUUAUUACAAACUAUGGCAAAAGAAAAUAGAUACUUUUCUAAGUUCAACAACAAAGUCGGCCGGUAUCACUGUUAUAUUUAAAAAAAAAAACUUCAUUUCACAAUUUGAUUUGUAAUUAUGAUAUCGUAGUUGUUAUGCAAUUUAUUUAUUAUUAUUUAAAAUAGCUUCUUCAAAACCUUCUACAAACACUUCUCUUUGUUUUGUAACUUUUUUUCCGCGCGUCACUUAGUAUUUCUGACCAUGUUUAAAACGAUUUCCCUACUUCAACGGCUUUUAUAUUCCAUUCUUCCGUUGGUGUUGGCUUUUAUAAACUCGUUGAAUUACAUAAACGUCUUCUUAAACUCCUACGACCUAUUCAGUUUAUCUUAGUUAGUUACAUUCAUUAUACAUAUAGAUACAGAACAUCGAUAAAUACACGUAUAUUUGGAAAUAUACGUGUAUUAAAAUAUUUUUUUUUUGCAUAAGCUCUUAUUUAAAAGUUUAACAUUACUGUCCUUAAUUUACUUAUAAAAUUGAAAGUUAUCAAAGUUAUUUUCAGUAAAUGCUUCAAGUUGUUUGUGCGAACGUGAUAAAUUUUUCGAAAAUUCCAACUGACUUACGUUCACACUUCUCGUUUUUUAAGAAGCAAGUGGAAACGUAUCCUGAGGUUAUCAUCCUCUCUUUUUCUCCUCUUAGCCUCACCUUUUCCAUAAAAAUGUAUUGAUUUCCUCAUACUUUGUUAGUUAUAUACAUUUUUCUCAUAACGUUUGAAACUAUUUCUCAUCCAUACAUCCUCACCUCUUUCUUCCUCAUUUUCCGUCUGUCAGCCUGUCUCUCUCUCUCCCCAACAACUAUCUUCUGUUAUAUUGCCGGUUUACUGUCAUUAUACCAACUUUUAUAUUCUCUCUCUGUCUCUCUCUCCCUCCCACUAGAUGUGAACUGUACUAUUACUUCUAUAUCUACAAACUACAGUCGACAUAAUUGUUUUUAAAUCUCACAGCUAUGAAUUGUUCACUGUUUCUUUCAAACCCCAAAGGUUUACAACUCAUUCCUUUGACUUCGAAAUAAUCUUUCAGAAGCAAUUCUACCACACAGGACUACCACCCGUAAUAUAAUUAUUUAUUUAUUUCAAUCCACCUAUCAGUUUACUCGUACUGUCCUUGUUAGAAUUAUCAGUAAGCUCCACUCUUGUUAUCUUUUUAUUUAUUCGUUCACUUCUAUUGACGAUGGAUUGUAUACAUGUUUGCACGUGGCUGAAUAAUAACAAAAUAAAAGGAAAAAGGUGCUCAAAGAUUCUUGCUUAAAAGUUAUCAUCGACAUCCUUUUAAUAUUAUAAAUUAUUAAUUACGGCCGUUUAUAUUUAAUUAUAAUGUAGUUUAGUUGGCUUUUCUUCCAUUCAUUUUCUUUGUUCUUCUAUCAUUUUUUCUACAUCUUUAGAUUUUAAAAUGUUACUAUCAUGUUUUUCUCUAGAUAUUCGUCUUACUACACCAGUUAACAUACAUAGUAUGUUAUAAAUCCAUAGUUCCAGUUAUGAAGGUCGUUUAAUCCAAGCUCUAAACAGUUGUCGUUUCCACUAUAUAUUCCCAGUUGCCAAUACUUUAUCAUUACAUUCUUUAUAUGAUCACACUGACUGUUGAUAGGGUUCGAUUUGUGCUCGCUCUCUAUCUAUAGUUUUUUUUUUCCUUCUGUUUCGCGCCUAAUUUUGCAACUUCUGAAAAUACCAUCAUUGAUAAUUAUUUUAGACUUCCAUUUCAGACUUUCAUUCUUCUUUCUAUCCCUUUUCCUUCCUACUUUUUACAGACCAAACUUUUAAGUGACCUAAUAAAUUAAGAAGAAAAAAAAAUCGAGGCAAAAUAACAACCACAAUAACAGAUCUUAUUGACCAAAGAAACAAAACUAACUGGUGCCAAUUGAACCUCACCUAAUUGUAUGUAACGUUGGAAUUCCAGGCUGCUACUAUAUAAAAAUACUUGGCAUUAAGAGGAACUAUAAAGGUUUCUAUCGCAUCGGCAUGUCAAGCCACCACUAUCCCUAUCAUAGCUCUGAACUUCAAUCGGCUGAUAGCAUACCAAUCGAAGAUGAGGACAAACUACCUUCUCAAAACGAUGAUAACAUAUCUGAAAAGGAAGAAUAUGAACGUAUGGAGAAAUGGCUCGAUGCACAUCCACAAUUCUGCCACAAUUAUUUCGUCCGGAAAGCUCAAAGACAGACGGUUGACGAAUGGCUAUUUCAACAAUCUGAGAGCUCUUGGAGUGCUGGUCAGUCCGAGAACCCUUCAGGUUCGAGAUCUAACUCGGGGGCUAACACACCGGUAAGAAAAAUUUCUACGCAGGAAUUGGAUCGUGGUAGUUUAUUAAAUCCUAUGGUCUCUACUGUUGAUGGAACUCCGACGUUUUUGGCUCCUUUCUCUAAUACAAAUCAAUCGGUUUCUCAACCACAAACAAAACUUCGGAGACGUUCUCGAAGUGAACUUCAGGCAUUAGACGAAAAGGAACUCAUGUAUGAAUUAGUCAAAGACACCUCUGAAGAACUUGAUGUGACAUGUCUAUGUUUUAAGAUUCUUCAGAAUGUCUGUAUUCUACUCAAUGCCGAUCGCUGUUCUCUUUUCCUUGUUCAAUAUAACUAUGCAGGUGAGAAAAUGUUAGUUUCGAAACUCUUUGAUGUCGGUUCGAAUAGUAACUAUGAAGAAUGUCUCAACAGCAUGGAAGAAAUUCGCAUAGAAUGGGGCACAGGGAUUAUUGGAUACGUUGCCAAAACCGGAGAACCUCUUAAUAUUCCGGAUGCUUAUCAGGAUCCUCGCUUUAAUUAUGAGAUUGAUCAAAAAACUGGCUACAAGACACACAGCAUUCUCAGCAUGCCAAUUAAAGACCGAGAUGGUGAAGUGAUCGGAGUUGCACAGACAGUCAACAAGUUCAGUGGAAAAGACGAGCCCUUUGAUGUAAAAGAUGAAAAGAUAUUUACAUUUUAUUUGGCUUUCUGUGGAAUUGGUUUAAAGAAUGCUCAACAAUAUGAGAAAUCGCUGCUGGAAAACAGACGAAACCAGGUUCUUCUUGACCUUGCACGGGUAAUAUUUGAGGAUCAACACACUGUGGCCAAUUUAAUCCACAAAAUCAUGAUGCAUACUCUGGCUCUACUCAAAUGUGAAGUCUGUCAAGUGAUGCUUGUCCAAGACUGUUCUAAGGGUAUUUUUUCUGAUGUCUUUGAACUUCAUGCCACAGAUGUGGACAAGAACAACCAGGAAGAGUUGUCAAGAGAACCAAGAUAUCCAAUUAAUAUUGGCAUCACUGGGCAUGUAGCAACAACCGGAGAUAUUCUCAACAUUCCAAAUGACUAUGCAGAUUGCAGGUUUGACGCAUCUAGUGAUGAAGAUGUUGGUUUCAAAACACGGUCUAUUUUAUGCAUGCCUAUAAAAAAUGCAAGUGGGCAGAUUAUUGGUGUUAGUCAACUUAUCAAUAAAUCAGACCGGACUCCAUUUAACAAGAAUGAUGAGCAUUUCUUUGAGGCUUUUGCCAUCUUCUGUGGUAUGGGAAUUGAUAACACACAGAUGUAUGAAACAGCAAUGAAGGCAAUAGCUCGGCAGCAAGUUUCUCUGGAAGUUCUCUCCUACCAUGCUACUGCGUCGGGCGAAGAGGCUGAAAAACUCAAAAGUAUCAAGGUUCCAACGUCAGCAGAUUUCAAUCUGCUUGAUUACAAAUUCAACGACUUCUCAUUGGACGAUGACAAUACCUUACAAGCUUGUGUUCGGAUGUUCCUAGAUCUUGGAUUUUUACAGCGAUUUCAGAUACGAAAUGAUGUUCUCUGUCGAUGGUUGCUUAGUGUGAAAAAGAACUACAGAAAUGUGACCUACCACAACUGGAGGCAUGCUUUUAAUGUAACCCAAACUAUGUUUUGCAUGAUAAAAACAGGUGAAAUGGGCAACAUUCUUACUCCCUCUGAACAAAUUGCUUUAAUUGUAGCCACGCUGUGUCAUGAUUUGGAUCAUCGAGGACAGAACAAUCAGUUCCAAAAAAAAGCCAUGACGCCUUUGGCCCAGCUCUAUUCUACCUCUACAUUAGAACAUCAUCAUUUUGACCAGUGUAUUAUGAUUCUAAACACAAAGGGAAAUGACAUCCUUAGCAAUAUAAGUCAAGAUGAAUAUCGAAAUAUCGUCCGAGUUCUUGAAGGUUCCAUUUUAGCCACAGACCUGGCUUUAUAUUUCCGGAACCGAACGGAGUUCUUUAAUCUGGUAAACGAAGAAGAAAACUGUGAUUGGACAAAUGAAGAAUCAAGAGAACUCCUACAAGCUAUGAUGAUGACUGCCUGUGAUGUCUCAGCAAUAACAAAACCAUGGGAAAUACAACAAGAGAUUGCUAAACUUGUUGCCCGUGAAUUUUUUGAGCAAGGUGAUAUAGAAAGGCAGCAAUGGAAUAUAACACCAAUAGGCAUGAUGGAUCGAGAUAAGCAAGAUGAACUUCCUUCUAUGCAAGUGAGCUUUAUUGAUGCCGUGUGUCUCCCAGUAUAUCGUGCAAUAAGUAAAAUAUCUCCAAAAUUAAAACCUCUUCAAGAUGGCUGUGAAGAAAACCGUCGACAAUGGCAACGAUUGUCAGAUGAAAGGAAGCUUACGAAGGACGAUUAAAUGGCUUACAUUUUCUCUAAUACAAUUCUGAAAUCCUGUUGUUUUAUGUAAAAAAAAAAAAAACAUGGGAAACUACAACAUCUUGUUUUGAAAACAUUUUUAAACAGUGUCUUAUUGA